AUACCAUAUUAAUUUGGCCAAACAAAAAAGGAUUAAAUAGUAAUCCUCUAAUUUUUUUUACUUAAACUUUCUACAUAGAAUAGAAUGGAUUACAUAUUUGAAGUCAUUAGCAUAAUAAGACAGAUAACUAAUGGAUUUACAAAUUAAGCAUUCUCAUCUGUUGUUCUGUAUGAUGGAUCAUUCAGUUUGGUUGAUUAGUUUGGAAUGGAACAUCGCCACUCAGAAUAGACUGAACGAAAGCGAAUGAGGUAGAUUUCAGUGUCGAGCUUUUCGGAUAUUAAUUGAGCACAAGUUCCUUUGAAAGUUGAGACCAAUCUGCCAUGGAAGAGUAGGUUUAAUUUCCAUUGUUAAACUCCGAAAUUGAUAUUUUAAUUUAAAAAGUGUUAGACAUAAACUUUUUAGCUAAAGAUAUGAAAUAAAUUCAUAUGUGGGUUCUAGUUGUUGGACAUAGGGCUAGGUUUACGGUCAUGUAUACUAUUGUAUCUUAAUGACAUUAUAUUUAUUAACUCAUCGGAAGUUAAUAGGUAGAAAGAAUCUCUAGCCAUUUUCGGUACACAAAAACGUAUGAUGAGCGACAUGUGCAGAUAUAAUUGAAAUAGUGAAAGUAUAUAAUCGAUUAAGAGAAUGCACUAGAUGAAUAUUUAACGACAUCUAAUCCCGCCACAAUUUGAAAUUGUUACUUGAAAACAACAUUUCAACCAAUUACCAAGUCCCUAUAGAUACGAUAAUCACUGAAAUUUGAACAGUAAAACAAUUACCAAGUCCUUGUAGAUACGAUAAUCACAAACCUCCUCCUGCCUUUUAUUUUGGUGUUGAAGUUAGUAGAAUCUUCUUGCAACAUUUCUAAACCUGGUGAGAAAACAGUUAUGUUCUUAGUUAAAUAUACUAAAGAGACUUGACAAAAAAAAAAAAUAUACUAAAGAGAUAAAAAAACCUAAAAAUUCAAUUUUUGUUUUUUCUGGGUUUGAAUUUUUUCUUUUUUCUUUUUUGGUUUGUUGAAGAUUGAGAAAGAACAGUGAUGAUGGGUGAGGAAUGUGGGUUGAAGGUGGAGAUGGUGAUGUGCUAAUACUCUGUAUUUUGAAACCAAUUUUGAAACUCAACAACAGUGAACUAUACCUUCUUCGCUUUCGUUCUGUCUGUUCUUCGUGGAGGCGAGCUUCCGUCCAAAAUUGCCACCACAAUCACGUACCCUCCAAGCUUCCUCAAUUCCUCCACUCCGACAAAAUCAAUUUUCUUCGUAGCUGGUCAAAACAAAACAUCUUUCUCAUCAAACCACCGGAAACCCUAACAUCAACCCAUCACCGCCCCUGGUUGAUCAGAAUUGGUCCAGAUGUAUCCGGCAAACCACAAAUGUGGCACCCCUUCGACCUUUUCCUCCUAUGUCCUUUCCAUCAACCCAUCAUCGACUUCAACCAAAUUCCUGUCAUCCAUCUUGGACACCAGUUCUAUAUCCACGACCAUUAUCAUAAGGUCGUUGCUGCAACUUGUGAGGUUGGACAACCUCUUGUUGUCCUGACAUACGACAUGGAUAAUAUACUGAACAUCUUUCGAUGCGAGGACAAUUCUUGGACUACUAUCCCCACCGUGCCGCCCAUGUUAUAUGGGGGAGACAUCUGCAUUUUUAAAGGGCGAACUUGUGUUGCAGACAAAAACGGUCGCACUUUGAUGAUUGGAGAGAAUUUUAGUGUCCUCUUGCUGGCCAACCCGGUGUCUGGUGGCGAUGUGAAAUUCUUGGUGGAGAGUGAAUGUGAUUUGUUGUUAGUGGAUGGUCAUGAAGUUUAUACUAGUGUUGCUGAUAAGGAUGUAAAGUUUGAUGUAUACAGGCUUGAUGAGAAGGAGAAGAAGUGGGUCAAGUUGACCACUUUAGGUGACAGGGUUCUGUUUGUGCAGCAAGAGGGUUCAUUCUCUGCUUCAGCUUCAGAUUUGCAUGUUGCAAAGGGAAACUGUAUCAUCUUUUGUAUGAAUUAUAUCUCCCAGAGUCUUAAAAAUAUACAAUCUGAAAUGCGUAUUUUUCACUUGGAUCAAGGUCAGGUUUCAUGUUUGUCUGAUUAUCCCGAGUACAUUAAGUUAUUUUGGCCGCCUCCAAAGUGGAUCCUCGAGCUGCAUAACUCGGGUAUAUAUAAUGUUGUUACUACACCUACAUAUCAAUUUAAUGAUGAUGAUGAUGAUGAUGAUGAUGAUGAUUGAAGAUGAAAUGAAGAGAUUAAUGAAAGAUGAAAGCGUUGAUAUUAUAAGAGAUGAUCUGGCGUGUUCGUCAUAUUAUGUAGUCUCUACUCUAGGCUUUAAAUAUCUUAUUUUGUGGACUUGGCUUUUUUUAUGCUUAAGAUGUGAAACUUAUGCACUAUAGUAUAUAUUAUUAUUUUCGUUUUGGUAAAA
This is a messenger RNA of Trifolium pratense (red clover), 2376 nucleotides long. Its product is annotated as F-box protein SKIP23-like. The record is from RefSeq and is a predicted model, not a curated record. The transcript is spliced from 2 exons. The coding region runs from base 1033 to 2187 and encodes 384 amino acids. Lineage: Eukaryota; Viridiplantae; Streptophyta; Magnoliopsida; Fabales; Fabaceae.